AUGAAUCCCGAUGCCUCGGAUGUGGUUUGGAAAAACGCCUCUUACAUUUCUCUGGGAGUUUACAACGCGACCAACAUCACCGCCGGUCCACAGCACGACCCGGCCCGAAACCGCACGAACCCGCUGGACCUCAGCCGGGCCGUGCCGGUGGGCAUGGUGCUGGGGUCCUUCAUCAUGUUCGCCAUCGUCGGGAACAUCAUGGUGAUCCUGUCGGUGGUGUGCAACAGGCACUUGCGCAUCCCGACCAACUACUUCAUCAUCAAUUUGGCGAUCGCCGACCUGCUGCUGGGCACGACGGUGCUGCCGGUGUCGGCCACCUUGGAGAUCCUGGACUACUGGGUGUUCGGGAGGAUUUUCUGCGACAUCUGGGCCGCCGUGGACGUCUUGUGCUGCACGGCUUCCAUCAUGUCCCUGUGCGUAAUCUCCAUCGACCGGUACAUCGGGGUGCGCUACCCGCUCCAGUACCCGAUGAUCGUCACGGAGAGACGGGCGCUGCUGGCGAUGCUCGGCGUCUGGAUCCUGGCCAUUGUCAUUUCAAUCGGUCCGCUCCUGGGGUGGAAGCAGCCCCCUUCGCAGGACGACACAGAGUGUCCCAUAACCGAAGAGCCGUUCUACGCCCUCUUCUCCUCCCUGGGCUCCUUCUAUAUCCCCUUGGCGGUGAUCCUAGCCAUGUACUGUCAGGUCUACAUCGUGGCCAAGCGCACCACCAAAAACCUGGAGGCUGGCAUGAUGAAGGAGCGCCAGGAGGACUCCAAUGAAGUCACCCUGAGGAUCCACUGCAAGAGCCAGCAGAUCCAGGAGCUCUGCUCCUCCUCGGGGGGAGGAGGAGUGAUGGGGCGCAGCGCGCUGACGGUGAAGCUGCUCAAGUUCUCCAGGGAGAAGAAAGCGGCCAAGACACUGGGCGUGGUGGUGGGAAUGUUCAUUCUGUGCUGGUUGCCCUUCUUCCUGGCACUGCCCAUUGGGUCCUUCAACGCCAACCUGCGUCCUCCUGAAACCUUCUUCAAGGUAAUCUUCUGGCUGGGAUAUUUCAACAGCUGCCUCAAUCCCAUAAUCUACCCCUGCUACAGUCGAGAAUUUAAACAGGCCUUCAUCCGAAUCCUGCGCUGCCAGUGGAAGAGGAAGAAGCAGGGCUGGCAGGCUUACUACAACUACCGCUGCCACCAGGGCUCCAACCAGUCCUCCUUCCUCAACGGCAGCCAGCAGACCCUGUCCUCCAUUGACCCCAGCCCCCGCUGCGUUGCCUCGCGUUUGAGCCCAGGCUCCUGGACCAGAGGGAGGUCUUCCUCCUCAGGCUCCUCGAAGCCUGGUAGCCCCUCUCCCGGUCACGUGACCCAGCAGCGAGGGGCCCUCCCCGGAGCUGGCAGGGCAGCGGCUGGGGCUCUGGGAAGAGGGAGGGCGAUUCCAGUGUCCCCGCUGGCUUGGGAAGCCAGGACGGGGUUGGCUGUUGAGACGAGGCUGGGGGGCGGGAUGGGGUUGGUCGUAAAUGGGCGGAACGCAGACAAAGAGAUGGACAUCGUCAUCAAGGAGACGCCAGAAUCCAUCCUGUAA
Lampris incognitus (smalleye Pacific opah) is the source of this 1548-nucleotide messenger RNA. It is a transcript of the gene adra1ba, whose product is annotated as adrenoceptor alpha 1Ba. Lineage: Eukaryota; Metazoa; Chordata; Actinopteri; Lampriformes; Lampridae. Gene Ontology annotation, cellular component: membrane. The coding region runs from base 1 to 1548 and encodes 515 amino acids. Gene Ontology annotation, biological process: adenylate cyclase-activating adrenergic receptor signaling pathway; cell-cell signaling; phospholipase C-activating G protein-coupled receptor signaling pathway. The record is from RefSeq and is a predicted model, not a curated record. Gene Ontology annotation, molecular function: alpha1-adrenergic receptor activity. The transcript is spliced from 4 exons.